UGGAGUCCAAAGUAUUCAUGCACAUUCAUUGACAAAUUCUACUCUUACUCUCCCUUCACUCCCUCUCUCUAUCCAAGAAUGAAAAGAGCAAAAGUGAGUCCACUUUAUGAAGGAAGGAGAAGAAAGAGAAGCAUAGAAGAAAAGGAGUACAGCUCAAGAAGGGCAAGAAUAAUUGCAAGAGCAAGAAAACACGGCCAUAAAUCAAAUUUGAAAGCUCUUUAUAAAUGUAUCACCACUGGGUUGAAGAUCAGGAAUUACAUAACAGACCAGGAAGUGUCUAUGCUCAAACCUGAACCCAUUAUCGAGACUGCUGAGAUUUCAAAGUCUAAAAUUGAUCAUGUUAAGAUUGGAGAUAAUGCAAGAAAUGGCAUCAAAAGUGCAAAGAUGGAGAAAUGGGAAGGAGCAGCCGAAUGGUGGGAGGAGUGGCCGUUUUGCUGGAGUUAUGAGGAGCAAUGGAUGUGGUUGGGAGCGGACUGCAACUGCUGCGGCCGGCCAUGGGAGGUGAUGGGUGGCGAUCUUGGUUUAGCGAAUGGAGAGGAUAAAGAGGAAUCUUGGGGAGAGGAUGUUUGGAACUUGAGAGCUAUCAAAGACAUUCUAAACUAA
This is a messenger RNA of Ricinus communis (castor bean), 603 nucleotides long. RefSeq lists its product as uncharacterized. NCBI's taxonomy places the organism in Eukaryota, Viridiplantae, Streptophyta, Magnoliopsida, Malpighiales, Euphorbiaceae. The coding region runs from base 79 to 603 and encodes 174 amino acids. The transcript has a single exon. The record is from RefSeq and is a predicted model, not a curated record.